Octopus sinensis (East Asian common octopus) is the source of this 1593-nucleotide messenger RNA. RefSeq names its product protein Wnt-9a-like. Gene Ontology annotation, cellular component: extracellular region. The record is from RefSeq and is a predicted model, not a curated record. Lineage: Eukaryota; Metazoa; Mollusca; Cephalopoda; Octopoda; Octopodidae. The annotation marks the transcript as partial. Gene Ontology annotation, biological process: canonical Wnt signaling pathway; neuron differentiation; multicellular organism development. The transcript has 2 exons. Gene Ontology annotation, molecular function: cytokine activity; frizzled binding.
CUAGGUUUUAAAGAGACAUCAUAUCUGUACGCAAUAUCAUCUGCGGGACUCGUCCAUUCGUUCGCGCAUGCGUGUAGUCGAGGCAUAUUAGACAGAUGCACGUGUGAUAUCUCCAAAAGACUUCGAAAUAAAGAAGCCUGGAAAUGGGGAAGUUGUGGGGAUAAUAUCCGUUACGGUUUGAAAUUUACACGAAAGUUUCUGAGGCGAGCGAAAAGAUCGGGAAAAGAUCUCCGAGCUAAAAUCGACCAACACAACACAAAUAUUGGAAUAGAGGUCGUAAGGCAAAACGUAAACCGGACUUGUAAGUGUUACGGUGUAUCAGGCUCUUGCACAACACGGACCUGUUGGAGACAGUUAGCACCAUUUUCUAAAAUCAGUGCCAUCCUUAAAGAAAAAUACGAAAAAGCCGUCCGUGUAAACAGUUUCUCGGAACAACGACUAAAUAGCAUAGGAGACAAUCUUCGUGUGAAACAUAACGAACUGCUGUACAUAGAGAAAUCUCCAAACUUUUGCCGCCGAACUCGCUAUUCGUCCGGCAUUUCAGGUCGAGUUUGCAUGAAGGGAGAGAACUGUAAAGUUAUGUGUUGUGGUCGUGGAUACAAUGUGGAGAGUAUUGAUGUACAGAAACACUGCUCGUGUAACGUAAUUUCGUGCUGUCAUGUCAGAUGUAAAAUAUGCAACACUAAACAUGAAGUUCAUACUUGCAAAUAAUGCAAAGAUUGAGAAGAAAAAUAUGUUUGUAAAUGGAUUUGAAGGAGAGAAACUGAACGACACAAACAAUUUGUCAUUGAAAGAAUUUGAAAUCAGGAGAAAAUAUUAAGAGUGAAAAUACAAACAACAGAAACUUUACUCACCACAAAUAAUACCAUAAUAACUUAUCUACGUCUGUCCAUUAAUAAAUUAAUAACGAAAUUGAUAUACAAUCAAAUGCAUUCAGUCACACACACACACACACACACACAUUCUCUCUCUCUCUCUCUCUCUAUCUCUCUCUCUCCUUUUCCCUUUCUUUCUCUAUUUGGAAAUCAGGCAACAAUUAUUAUUAAAUAAGCUGAAGUUUCGAAUAUUUUUGCAUGUAUUGGCUGGUUUCUUCUGAAGGUUGAAUCUCACAUUGUUACAGGAGAGAAGAAUGAGAAUAUGUGACGUUCAUGCUUUCUCAAAGCAAUUAACGACUUAAGUUCGGUCGAUUAUGACCAGCUUGAAAGGAAAAAACCCUCUGGCUAACAUUCAACUUCUGUCCAGGGACGACAGAACUGACUGGAAAUACUGCCCGCUUCUAUCUUAAACCCUAAACACACACACACACACACACACACACACACACACACACACACACACACACACACACAGAGGAAGACAUUGCUGCAUUGUAACGAGUGCUACAUUAAUUACCUAGUCCUACUACAUUUAUCACAGCGAUAAUCAACUAAUACCUUCAUUCGCUAUUAGAAAGGUACCCACCUACCCAUCUAUGGCGAUAGAACUGGGUGUGAUUCAACCACAGACAUUUUCCCUACUAAAGCUGAUGAUGAUACAAAGAGGAAACUUUGUCGAUAAAAGAAUAAAAUUAAUCAUCAAUUAAUAUUGUUUAUA